UGUUAUGCUGUUAUACUGUGAGAUGCAGGUCUGUGGGAUGCAGAAACCCUAGUGGGAGGCCUGCUCUGCAUUUCAAGUAUGAGACUUGAACAUAUCCUUUCCUACUUAUUCUUCUUUCUUUUGUUUUCAAUUAUCAUUCUCUCCUGUGAUACUCCAGCAGCAUCUUUUCUUUGUCGUGGCAUUUAAUAGGUGUAUUCAGUCUUUUUUUUUUAUCCUGGAUUAAUAGUCAUUAUAGUUCUUCAAUAGUUAAUCAAUUCUGAUAUUUUUCCAGUGUGUUUAGUGCAUGAGCUGCCCUGUUUUACAGCUUUCUAUUCUGAGUUUCCCCAUCUGAUUCCUAAGGGUCUGUCCAUUGGAUGAGCUCAGAAUUUUGAGCACCUCAUCCUGGAUUAAUAGUCAUUAUAGUUCUUCAAUAGUUAAUCAAUUCUGAUAUUUUUCCUGUUAAUCAAUUGAUUAGACGAUUUUAGAUGAAAAUUUGAAUCCCUGCUCCCUAUAAUGGGAGAUGAGGAAAUAUAAUUGGUCACUUCUACCUUUCUUGUCUUGUUGGUGACCUUUUAGACUUUACUUCCAAUUCUCUCUCUCUCUCAAUGUGGUUGUUUUCAUAUUGAAAGGAUCCUUUCCCCCACCCCCUUUCCUCUCUUUUUUUCUAGCCAUAGCUCAUGAUAUGACAAGAAUUGGAACUUUUAUUAUACUUUUGAAAAUUAGACUUUUGAAACCUUUAAGGUUAACCCAUUAAUGUUUGUGGCUGCAAUGGAUUUUGCAUUGUUUUCCAUUGUGUUUCUAUAAAAGGGUUCAAGAUUGGAUGGUUUUGAGAUCAUUAGGCUGCUUGAUAUUUAUUUUCUUAUCUGGUUGUUUGCAUGAAUCACUUGUAAUCUGGAUUGUUCUCCAUAUUGCAUUGUUUUCCAUUAUGUUUCUAUAAAAGGGUUCAAGAUUGGAUGGUUUUGAGAUCAUUAGGCUGCUUGAUAUUUAUUUUCUUAUCUGGUUGUUUGCAUGAAUCACUUGUAAUCUGGAUUGUUCUCCAUAUUGCAUUGUUUUCCAUUGUGUUUCUAUAAGGUUACCUUCCCUCUAAUGAUUGUUCAGAGAUAUGAGAUCCCCAAGAUCCCCAACCCCCAAAAGUACUACUAUAAUCUGGAAUGAAGCAGAGCUAAGAUCAUUCAUCAAUCUCAUGGUUGAUAAUGUCCGAAACGGAUUGAAGACAAACUCAACAUUCACAAAGGUUGGUUGGGACAACAUUACAAAAGGGCUUGAAGCCGAAUUCAAAAGGCCCUUUGCGAAAGUACAACUACGUAACAAGAUGAAUAAGUUACGCAAGGAGUACAACAGCUUCAGGGCUUUGUUAGAAACAACUGGUUUUGGAUGGGAUGCGAAUGCUCGGACUGCCACAGCUGAUGAUUCAGUAUGGGAAUCUGCUAUUCAGGGAAACAAGGAUUGGGCAAAGUAUAGAAGAAAUGGUCUCCCCAUGUGGCCAGAGUUGUUAGAGAUCUUCUCCGACUCUAGUGCCCGUGGGGAUAGAGGUCUGUCACAGGCAACAGUUGUCACUCCAACGUCAACUAACCUUGAAAUUGAUGAUGAUUUGCAUGACACUGAUAAUUAUGACAGUGAUGCUUGUACUGGGACACCCAAGGGGUCAGCUCCUCCGAAGCGGCGACUUGAUAGGACUCCUACGGAUCGUAGGAGGAAGAGCCACACACGGACAUUGACGAACUCCGCUGAGGACUUUAGAACCUUCGUCCGAUGGAGGAUGGAAAAGGGAUCAACCUCUGCCACCUCAGCAGUUACCCGACCACCUGACCCUAUUGUUGAUGGACCAUAUAGCAUGAUCAGCUGUCAGAAGCUACUGGACAGUUUGGAGGAUAUCCCGACUGAUUUGUAUGUGUUAGCGCAGCGUAAGAUACACAGUGACCCUGGGUGGCGCAUGUCUUUUGUUGAAGUGAGACCUGACAGGAGGUUAUGGAUGAUACAUGGCCUUAAGGAGUGAAAGUAACCGUUUUUGAAAGCAUGAAUGAACUUUGAAAUGUUUUGUUUGGAUUUUAUAUGACUUGAUAUUGACUUACACACUGAUGUCUUUUAUCGUACUAUGGUUGAUGUUGAUUUUGACUUUUGGAUGCUUUGUUUUAUUUUGAUUGCAUGUGCUUCAAAUUUCUAGUA
Messenger RNA from Macadamia integrifolia, 2145 nucleotides. RefSeq lists its product as uncharacterized. Bases 1082 to 1975 code for a protein of 297 amino acids. Lineage: Eukaryota; Viridiplantae; Streptophyta; Magnoliopsida; Proteales; Proteaceae. The record is from RefSeq and is a predicted model, not a curated record. The transcript has 2 exons.